AUGUCUAGACAACCUGCUCCAACACAAGAAGAGCUCAGAGAGUUAUUAUCAGCAGGUAGAGGUCUCUAUGAAUUGUUGAACGUCUCUGAAAAUGCCGAUACCAAAGAAAUAACAAACAGCUACAGAAAGUUGGCACUUAAAUAUCAUCCCGACAAGAACAAUGGUAAAACUCUACCACAGAUGUUGGAUAUCAACAAAGCUCAUACCAUUCUUUCGAAUCCUAGAAUGCGUUAUCUAUACGACAAUUAUUCAGUGACAGAGGAAGGUGUUCAUAGAAACGACGAUUUCAACUCACCCUUUGGUUUCCACACCUACGACUACAGCAGAGGUGGCGGUGGUCAAUCCGGUAUUCUCUCACAGGAGGAUUUCGUUGAGCUCAUCAAUGCCAGUAUUGCACUAGGUAUUCAGCUCGUGGCGACACCUCUAAGAAAUAUAGCAAUCUUCACACAAACCAAUGUCGUUGGUGUACUCAGUGGUUACCAGGCAUUCAAACGGCUAUACAACACCCAGGGAAUACGUGGAUUGUGGCGUGGAUCAAUCACACAGCACGCACUCAGUUUCAUUGGUAACAAAGUCAGUCGGUUCAUGACAGGCUUUGUGAUGCUACCCAUCAAAGAAUCCUACCAGCAUCCGCUACUCAAGAGUGUAGUCAGUUCAUUCUUUGAGUAUCCGUUCGAGCUUAUCUUGACUAUAUACAUCGUACGACAAGAGUUUGAUUCUAUCUUUGAAAUAUUCAAUCAUCUGAUAGAAGCUCGUGGCACCAACUCACUUUGGGUCGGAUUCAGCUUGCACAUGACACUCAAUAUAUUGGGAUCACAGCUCGAUCUCCAACUAGCACGUCUCAAAGAAUACUCAUUCGAACAAUACACACGUAAUCCACAAUCAAAGACCUGGCGAUACAUCAACUUUAUACUAUCGAGUACCUUCUGUAACACACUGAUCUACUCAUCGAUCAUGACACCAUUAACAGGACUCUGUUACCAACGACAACUACAAUCACUACUACGAGUCAAAGAACGACAAACCACUUUACAACUACUCAAACGAAACUGGACCAACGGAGGACUAAGCAGGGUCUACGCUGGAUUAAUACCACUCACUUGUUAUUUAAUUAUGAUGGAUAAUAAUUAUGUAUAA
Messenger RNA from Heterostelium album PN500, 1137 nucleotides. RefSeq lists its product as uncharacterized. The transcript has a single exon. Lineage: Eukaryota; Evosea; Eumycetozoa; Acytosteliales; Acytosteliaceae. Bases 1 to 1137 code for a protein of 378 amino acids. The record is from RefSeq and is a predicted model, not a curated record.